ACACAGGUGUUGGACUUGGAUUGGAUUGGAUGUCCGGUACGGUACUACUCUGGUCUGGGUUCACAAUAUAUCAGGGAAGAAAAGUCGAUGCCAAAUCAUUCAGGAAGGGUAAAUAUCUUAAGAAAAUAUCAGGAUGGCGUGCAAUCAAUUUUCCUUAAUUUCCAAGAAAAUUCUGCUCAUCACAAGUCACAGCUGAUCGUCUGAGUCGAGAAUGGAGAGUACAACCCCCAAACUCCCAAACGACGUGAUCGUCGAAAUCCUCACAUGGCUCCCGCUCAUGUCCCUCUUGAAAUUCAAGUGCGUUUGCAGGUCAUGGUUUUCCUUAAUUUCCACCCGCCACUUCGCCAUGUCCCAUCUCAGAAAAUCCAGACAAGACUUAGCUUCCUCGUCCCAUAGGAUUAUCCUAAACUGUCGCGGCGGCACACUUAAACACUGCUCGCUCCCUUCCAUUUUGCGGGAUCCAGCUGCUGAAGCAUUCGACACAGAUUAUUCAUCCCCGUUCGCGGGAGAUUUCGUUUGGGUGGUGGGUUCUUGCGACGGCCUGGUUUGCCUUGCUGUCAAUAGAAAACAUUUGAUCUUGUGGAAUCCUUCCACAAGAAUCCGCAAGCAGCUGCCUGAUUCCGGCGUGGACAUUAGCUUCCGUAGCUACGUGACUUAUGGCUUUGGGCAUGAUGAAGCAAGCGACGAUUAUAAGGUUGUCUUCUUCAACAUCAACAGCCACUUGUCUGAGGCCGUGGCAAAGGUCUAUUGUGUGAGGAAUGAUGAUGAGUGGAGAAGCCUCGAGAGUUGCAGUAGCUCCUCACUGACGGACGAUCCUGCUUCAUUUGUUCAUGGGAAGCUACAUUGGAUGACGACUUCGGAUAAGGACAUCGUCUUUGUCGAUUUAGCGACUGAGGAGAGUGGGACAUUGAAGCUACCUAGUUAUGUUAGAAUUGAACACUAUUCGAGGUUGGGAGCGUCGGAGGGCAGCCUCAUUGUGCUCUGCAGCAAUCAAACUCAUGCGGAUGUGUGGAUUAUGGAUUAUGAGGCAUCGGCUUUGUCAUGGACCAAGGCAGCUAGCAUCCCUUGCUUAGAUGAUUUUCUAAGGUUCUCUUAUAAGAGGGUUUUGUAUGUGCUGAAAGAUGGGGUGGUUGUGUUGGAUUGUGGUCCUAGGAUUGUGAUAUUUGACUUGAAGAAUGGCUCAGUUAGGGACGUUGAGCUUCGAAACUGCAAUGGAGGAUUGCGUGCAUCCUUGCUUUACAUUGAAAGUUUAGUUUCGCCGGUCAGCUUCAGAAUGAAUGUGUAGUUUAAAGAGGAUGACCGAAUCGUAUAUAAAUGUGUAUAUUUAAAGAAUGUUAGGACAGGGCAGGGGGAGGAGGUGGUUGUAGCACCUGUAUUGAUGAUGAUAAUCUGAGGAGAAUCCUUGGCAUCAUGUAUCUUUCUC
Messenger RNA from Andrographis paniculata, 1423 nucleotides. RefSeq names its product F-box/kelch-repeat protein At3g23880-like. Lineage: Eukaryota; Viridiplantae; Streptophyta; Magnoliopsida; Lamiales; Acanthaceae. The transcript has a single exon. The coding region runs from base 212 to 1285 and encodes 357 amino acids. Gene Ontology annotation, molecular function: protein binding. The record is from RefSeq and is a predicted model, not a curated record.